This is a messenger RNA of Hylaeus volcanicus, 11432 nucleotides long. It is a transcript of the gene cno, whose product is annotated as afadin. Gene Ontology annotation, molecular function: cell adhesion molecule binding. The transcript has 28 exons. Gene Ontology annotation, cellular component: adherens junction. The record is from RefSeq and is a predicted model, not a curated record. Lineage: Eukaryota; Metazoa; Arthropoda; Insecta; Hymenoptera; Colletidae. The coding region runs from base 1085 to 9625 and encodes 2846 amino acids. Gene Ontology annotation, biological process: signal transduction; regulation of protein localization.
GCGGUGGUAUAGGACGGUACGUUCGCAAUGGUUUCGCGUCGGAACUUACGAAAAGUUUGUUAGAGCAGUUACAAAGUUUGAAAACGCGUGUUCGUGUGCGUGGACGAGAAAAAACAGGUUUUCGUCGCCUAGGAGUCAUUCUUAGCAAUCGUAAUAUCGGCUUUUUCGAUCGUUGUGUCAGCUGGCAACGGCGAGAGUGUGUGAGGGCCGGUCUUGGGUAGAAUCGCGUAUCGUUUACAUGUGUGCGUGUUUAUAGCGUUUGCAUUCGCGCGAACAUACGCGCGCUUGCGCUUGCGCGCGCGCGCGCGCGAGAACAUGCUUUGCGAGACCGUUGUUCGUAAUAAUCGCGCAUUUAUGUUUGGAUUAUCGUUAUCGAAAUCCUGUCGUGAAUUGAAGUGUCUGUGCCUCGAGUACACUUGUAAAAAGAGCGGUGGGUAAUGUAUGCUCGUCGAAUGGAAGUACUUACUCGCGAUGUCAAUGAAAUUGAGACCACGAGGAGUGAUGCACGUAUAGACGCCAAAAUUUUAUUCUAUUUUCCAAGAGGAAGGAACGAUUCGUUUGACAGAGAGACCCGUUAAACCAUCGUAAACGAAGGUAAAGUGGAAUUCACAGUCGCGUUCGCAAGGUGGACUAAGCCUACGGACUUAAAAGUGUUCCCGCUAACGUGGUGCGUAGCGUUGGAGCCAUUAAAUGCCUGCUCUCUUCCCAAAGCGGAAAAAUGCUGGAACUCGGACAGAUUUCGAGAAAUGCAUUUUCCUACUGUCAAGUUAAUUCAACGGGAAGAUUGUUCACGUGCAUGCCCGGACCAACAGAAUACGUCGUAAAAGCUACUACGAUGAACGACAGCCGAGCGAAACUACGAGCGUAGCGAAGAUUUUUCAUGCACGCAACCUUUCCUCUACAGCUCUGAGGAUUCUCGAAGCCGGAUCACGUUGUUUUCAAUACUCUCGAUGCAAGCCAGUAUUCUCUUUGUAAAUCGACAACGACAAAACCUCCGUCGCGUUUUUCUUCGUGGCGUCAAGUUUCGUUCGAAUCGUUGUACGUCUCUUGGAUCCGCCGUAUUUCGCUCGACCGCAUCAGGAGAAUGACAGUCUCGGAAGAAAUGGCCACGGAGUUGGCAAGUAAGAAGGCCGAACGCGAGGCACUGCGUGGCGUGAUUCAACAAUGGAAUGCCAAUCGCUUGGAUCUGUUCGAGCUCUCGGAACCGAACGAAGACUUGGAGUUUCACGGAGUAAUGAGAUUUUACUUUCAAGACAGCGGUCAGAAAGUCGCGACCAAGUGCAUCAGAGUAGCAUCAGACGCGACCAGUCAAGCGGUGAUCGAAACUCUUAUCGAAAAAUUCCGUCCAGAUAUGCGAAUGCUUUCGGUUCCAGAGUACGCUCUCUACGAGAUUCAUGAGAACGGUGAAGAACGGAAACUUGGGCUCGACGAGAAACCGUUGCUGGUGCAAUUGAACUGGCACAUCGACGACCGCGAAGGACGUUUUCUUUUAAGAAGAAUCGACGACAAAACCAAUGCUCAAGGCGUUGGUUUUUCCUGUUCAGACGGAUCCAGCUUUCGCAGAAAGCUGAGUAAACGCGAGAAGAAGCAGAUGAAGAAGCAAGAGAAGCUCAGUCGACUGAAGAGCCUGGAACAGGAUGAAAACGCGGUGCCAGUAGAUCAGAAUGGAGUAGCGGAGAAACUUUAUACUGAGCUACCCGAAACCAGUUUUACCAGGAGCAUUUCGAAUCCGGAAGCUGUGAUGAGAAGGCGACGUCAACAAAAGCUGGAGAGAAAAUUGCAGCAGUUUCGCAGUAAAGACGGCGGCCCCGAUACCGGUGGAACGUUGAAGAUUUACGGCGAGGCGCUCUGCAAAGACGUCCCGUACAAAACGUUGCUUUUGAGCGUUCGGGAUUCGGCGGUUCAGGUCGUACGGGAAAUGCUCUCGAAAUACGGUCUGGAGAAGGUCGAUCCGCAACAAUAUUGUCUCGUGCAGGUGAACAGCGAGAACGUGAGCGGAGGAACGCAGCAGGAAUACAUAUUGGACGACGACGAAUGUCCUCUGGCCAUUCUUAUGAAUCAUCCGUCCGCACGGGGUUCAAUUAUGUUCCACGUGCGUAGAAGACCUGCGGAUUACGUGCCUCGGAAACGCAAGAAAAAACCUAGCGGCAAAUGGAACGAGUUCGACCACAGGUACGAGGACGAGAGACUACCGUUUUUACUCGAACUGAAUCCCGAUGGAAGCGACGUUCCAAAUGGAGCCGGUACGCGGCACCGGUUGCAGCCUAAUGUGACGGAGGUGGGGUCCGAAAGGCCUAUAGGUCCGCAGGCAGUACAAGCUCAAACCCUCACUUUGACGGGGCCAACAGUUAUGCCAAGGCAUUGCGUGAUCGCUUUUACCGAAAAUAUCGUUACCCUUACACCAUGCUCCAGAGACGCUCAUACAUACGUUAACAAUCAAAGGAUACAUCAGACGACGAUACUUCAGAACGGAGCGAUAGUCAAGUUCGGCCGACUGCAUACCUUUAGAUUCAUCGACCCAGCACCCGAAGAACGAAUCAGACAACGACACGAUUCUGGGAGACAAAUCGAAUACGGCUACGAUCGACACUCCCCAGACUUGACCAAUCAAGAGACGAACGCGGAAAGGUACGGGUCUGCAUCCGGAACUCCGAACGGGGGGCAGAUUCAAGUUCAAGGACAGGGUCAACCGGGUCAAGAGCAACCGUCCCAUCCGUCUAGUCCGAGCAAAUCCACCGCGUCCGCCUCCGCCGCUGUUUGCCUCGCUCGAAGCCCGAAUCACGCGCCGGAAUCCACGCACAAUUACGAAACUACCUUCGAUCUCGAUGGGAACGUUGAGACUGCCAGUCUCACCAGCAGCAGGGACGGUAACAGAACGUUGCAAAACGAUCGACAACCACGCGGGACAGAUCCGAUUUUGCCAGCUGUGCUAGAGUUUCUCGAGGAAACGGAAGAGACCUUUUUCCACGCGGUGAUCACGGACGUGGAGCCGUCGGCGCCGCAGUUCAAACUCGCGCCAACGUAUACGCUUUACUUGGCGGCGAGAUAUCGCGCGAGCACGCAUUACAGACCGGAGUUACAACCUACGGAGAGAGCGCACAGAUUGACGGUGAUGUUGGCGAAUGUCGCCGGUAUGAUACAGCGAGUGAUACAGGAACGGUACAUGGACGCAUCCUCUUUGGCUCUUUGGCUAGCAAACGGAUCGGAACUUCUGCACAUGCUGAAGAACGAUCGGCACGUUGGGGCGUUUUCGACGAGGGCUCAGGACAUUUUGACGGAGGCGGUUCACGCGACAUUCGCGUCAUUGGUGCGCUGCAUAUCGCUCGAACUUGCACCGGCGAUGUCGCAGUUUAUGGCCGACGCUGACGAGCCCGCGAAGGAAGCCGGAGUUCUGCAAAUAUUUUCGAGUACGAUGGCCCUGCUGAGGCGGUGCAGAGUGAACGCUGCUCUCACGAUUCAGUUGUUCAGUCAUCUGUUCCACACGAUAAACGCAACCGCGUUUAACGCGUUGGUUUCGAAUACGAACUUGUGCGUGAGAUGGUUCGGUCGUCGACUGAAAGCGAGAUUGAACGCUCUCGAGACUUGGGCCGAGAGGCAGGGCCUCGAGCUCGCGAGUCAGUGUCACUUGGCGACGAUCAUGCAAGCGACGCAUCUCCUUCAAGCGCCGAAAUAUAACGCGGAGGAGCUCGCUACAUUGAGCUCCACCUGUUUUAAGCUAAACUCCCUUCAAGUCAGGGCGUUGUUGCAAAAAUAUCAGCCAGCCGCGGACGAACCGAGACUUCCGGCAGAGCUAAUAGAAAACGUAGUCAGAGUGGCGGAAAGCGUGGCCGAUACGCUCGCGCGUGCCGAUGGAAGAGAGAUUCGACUGGAGGAGGAACCGACGCUUGCAUUGGCUCUCCUUCUUCCGGAGGACGGAUACAGCUGUGAAGUAAUACGCGGAGUACCACCUGGAUUGGCUGAAUUUUUAGCUCCUUUGCAACGGGAUGGUCUGUGUCGAAUGGCGCCGCAGCCUACGAGUAGCGGAUACUGGACUAUAUACAUGAUAGACCAUCAUAAUAACUUCCGUAGCCCCAGCGCGAUGAGCAACAGGUCCGGAGGGUAUUCUUGUCACACAGGGUCCAAUCCAGUACAACCAGAGAUUCACGUAAUAAAGUUACAUAAAUCGACCAAUGGAAUGGGUUUGAGCAUCGUCGCGGCAAAGGGCGCUGGUCAAGACAGGCUCGGGAUAUACAUAAAGAGCGUUGUUGCAGGCGGUGCAGCCGAUGCUGAUGGGAGAUUGACGGCUGGCGAUCAGUUGCUCAAGGUGGACGGACAAAGCUUAGUCGGAAUUACUCAGGAAAAGGCUGCCGAAUAUCUGGUACGUACUGGGCCUGUGGUAACUCUCGAGGUUGCCAAACAGGGGGCCAUAUACCAUGGCUUGGCCACUCUGCUAUCCCAGCCUUCACCUGUUAUGACCAGAGCGCACAAGAUUCGACCCAAGUCCGAGCACUUGGAAGCAUCGAAGGUGCAGGAAACGAACGAGCAGCCGCCUACGUCUCAUUCGAUGGGUAAUUUGUUGAGCGUACCAAGGCACGUAAUCGAUUCGGGCCGUGCUAUCGAUCCAGUACCACCAGGUGCGACUAUCACCCCGAUUUUCGAGGGUCAAUCUUACACGUUUGAUCCGUUUAAUUCCACCUGUCGCUCGAAUCGAGUAGGCGACUCGUGGCCCGUUCCAUCAGAAGAUUCGCGACCGUGUUUGUCAGACGAGAAUUCGUGGGGUUUCGUGGAUCGCGCACCGACUUCGGUAAAACUAGUUUGUCCGUUACGAGAAGAAGAAACUUCGGUUCACACGGCUCUAUGCUCGUCCCACGGGACUCCGUCUUCGUGUACUCGAGGUCAUUCCAAUCUUUCGCUCGAUAACCCGUGUCGUUGGACCGAUCGUCUUCCAUCGGGUGCGAACAAUCAACGAAUCUGUCCACUCGUUCAGGUCGCGAGUAACCCUCAGCCGUCGAUCGCGACGGAUUCGAUGAUCGCGAACGAACCCUCGGCUGCGGAAAUCAAAAUCGACAUUUUCUCCCUCGACUCUAUACCUUACAUCGAUCAGACGGAUGAUUGGUUGGACGAAUCGAACGAUAGUACGAACGACCAUGGCACGAUCGACGUUUCACGGUCCUAUUCCAUCGAGUCGUUGCGCCGAUUCGACGCAAAAGCGAGUUACAAGGAAAAACCAACGACGACGAUGGAGCAACAACUCGAGCAAUCAACUAUGCUACUGGAAACAAAGGAAACGGACACUGAUUCAACGUUGGAGAAAAUGGAGAUGGAAAUGGAAAUAGAAAUGGAAAUACCAACGUCAACGAGCAGUUCGUUAGAAGAAAGGGAACCGACGGAACGCGAGGCGAAAGAAAGGAACCAAGCGAUUUCGAAAAUGUAUACCACGAUCCCUGAGUUAAAUCUCGACUUGUCCGGCCUUGACAGUGAUACGUCCAGCGAAGUGUCGAGCUUCGACAAAUGCUGGAAAUCACCGGAAGAGGUGCGUCUCGGUUGCGGUCGGGUGGCAGCCCUGACUAAACAUUUUUCCAAGCUUGGAAACGCUGAGACGAUCGCGUCAAGGUCGAACGUGAUCGAUCGAGGACUCCGAGGUGGUUCUAGAAGAUUCGCGUCGGAACCGAAUUUCGUCUCGCCUAAAGUAUACCAUCGGUUCUCCGGAAAAGAAUAUCUAUCCGAGUUGGAUUUGCGAAGGGAUGCGGAGGAGUACGCGCGAAACGUCAGCGCGCUCGAAGAUAAGUUGACCAAGAAAGAGGAGAAUCGCACGAGCAGCAAAGAGAAGUUGUCGUUGUCGGAGCAACGGGAAAUAAUAGAGCAGCUCGAGGAAAUGUCCAAUCUCGAUCCUUGCUCGUCGACUGAAAACGUCCAGUCGUCGUCGAACGACGUUCUCUAUGAAAGUUCGAAUCGCGUUCCAUGGUGGACGACGGACCUGUUUACGAAGAAAAAGUUGAUCGAUGCUCGCGUACUGAAACAAUUUUCGAGUUCCUAUCCAUGCUUGGAGAAAACGGGCCUACCAACGGAUGAGCCGCACAAGAUAGAGCGACGUUCGCAAAGUUCUUUCGUGGAUGGCGAAUCCUCGAAUGGGAACAUCGGAGACAGACACCAUGCGGGCGACUCGGAAUUCUAUUGGAUUAUUCAUAAGUGGAGAGAUGGUUUGAUCGGUGAAUCGGAGGAAAGUAAGAACGAUGAACCUUGGAACGUUAAUUGGUCGAAAGGUAGCAGUCUCGUCGUCGAAGGUAACUCGUCUCGAGGCUCGAGGUCGAGCAUCCUGCAAAAGGAGACGAGCAACGACGAAGAAGAAUCUCCGAUGAUUCGUAGCGAUGGCUCGACCCACGAAUCGGAUGUACAUUCGAAGGAAUUAGUUGACGGAACGAUUCAUAUGAGAUCCGAUCAAGCCUGUCUAGAAGUCGAUUCUCUUUUACGACCUCGUCGCAUGAGUGAACGAGAUUUACCGUCACGGCUUGGACGCGACGCAACCGCUCCUCAGCAACAAAUACAUACCAGCAAGUCCGUGCCAGCGUUGCACAACGUUGGCACCGAUGGUAAACAGCAACACGAAGUAUUCAAUCCUGGUUACAGCAGAGCAUCGUCCAGCAACAGUGUUACACCACCCGUUACGCAACCACCAUCGAUGACCGCGAUCAACGGCACGACAUCGCUGCGUUCUCGCUCGAGUCAUAAUUUGCAUGACUCGAUAAGGAUCGGAACGUUGCCGCCGAGCGGACUUGUGAGUAGACAGCAGUCGUCGCCGAAUUUAAAUCCCGGUCAGACAACCAUGAGUAGCAAUGGUUCGACGACUGCUAUCGGAACAGGCCCCGCGAAUCUUCAAAGUAACGAGGCCGAAAGAUUUUAUCAAAAUCUGAGCGUUUACAGAAAUCAAGACGCAGCGGCAAAACAGCGAUACAGUCCGUCUCAGCAUCCGGAAGAUAGAAAUCCACUUCAAAUGCAGAAGAGCUCGAGAGGCUCUCAGAACUCUUUAAAUCGUCCGGGUGCAUUCGAGACGAUUCAACCCAGGGAUCGACCGAUAUCUGCUUACGUGUCGCAAGCACAGCAGCAAGCUUAUCUUGGUGGUCAAUCUCAGCAACAAAGUAACGCCGCACCUCCGAGAUCCCAAUCCUCUCGGGACAUAAUACGGCAAGAAGCGAAGCUCCAGGAAAUGCAGGAGGAAGUCAGAAGACGCGAGUUACGAGGUGGAGUGCCGGUUCCGCCUAAUCAAUGUCGACCCACGUACAACAUGAAGUCAAACAUGACCCAGCAGUCGGCUAAUUCGGUUGUUCGACCGACAAAAUCGAUCGCUGCGCAACCGAAUUACGGUUCGAACGCGCCAGUAGCGGUAUCCUCGCCAACGAUAUCAACGGCUGCUCACGCUCCGAGGCAAACUGCCGCUGGAAAUUACGGUUACAUGGAUUCGCAUUACGGACCGUACGUAGUGCAGUACGGUAAAUCUCCGCCUACGCAUCAGCAUCAACAUCAACACCAACAUCAAUAUCCACAUCAGCACCAACAUCAGCAUCAACUUCAGCCGCAACCACAAAUCCAAUCGCAGCAUCAACACCAACAUCAGCAUCAAAAUCUGCAGCAACAAAGCAUUGGACACGCUCAGUACGGUACGCAACCGUCGAGAGGGAAAACCGAUUCGACUCGAUUGCAAUCGAAUGGGAUGGCGGCACUCGAUUACGGAAGAGAUCAAAAUGCUCAAGAAAUAAAUAGACCGUACGCAGAACAGUCUCGACACUUCCCUGCUGGAUCGCAGUAUUACUUGAACGGAGUUUCGGACGUGCGGAGCGAUCAGUAUACCGGCGACAAUGGUUCGAGUAGAACGCAAACCUUACCGGAAGGAAGUGGGUCCGCUCAUCCGAAUGAAAUUGCUCCGAUACGACCCGCGCUUCCAGAAGAUGGAUUCCGGGAGAGCCCUCCACCGCCACCGCCAACAACGACUCAUCCCCUCUACAACAAAUCAGAUUCGAGAUACACCGCGAGUAUGCAAGAUCCUCCUCGCGGUGGAUAUUAUCCGGCAAAUGGAACUGCUGGAACUACGUUACAGCCGCGACAGUAUCAGUAUAGCGCCACGAAUCCGUGGCAACGAGAAGAGAGAGAAAAGGAGCAAGCACUUAGAAGGGAAGCUGCGAGACAGUGGCGAGAUCAACAAAUAGCGGAGUUGGUCGCGUUACCUCAUAGAACCUCGCAACAGGAGGAACAGCUUCGAGCUCUUCAGCUGGAAAGGGAUUUUCAGAAAAGAGCCGAGGAAGUUGCUAACCAACAGGACGACGAUGAAGAGAGUAACGAUAUGGAUACCGAGAGCGUACAGCGAGUUCAGGGUUUGCUUCGUCCAGCCACGAUUCAAGACCGAGGGAAUCUGCUGGAACAACAUAACCCUAAUUUGUCUAGAGUGAACGUUGCCAAUCAGUCUGUUCGGGGAAGCCACGCUGUUCAAUCUCUCGGACCAUCGAUGCAUUCUACGAGUGUUAACGUCCACGGCAUUAGCACCCAGCAAAGCGUUUCGUCCAUCUCUUUGAGCCAACCAGAAAACUCUGGCUCACACUUGUCCCAAAAUUUGCAACACGAACAAAUCAAUCAAAUGCAAAACAAUGUCGGGCAGAUACCGAUGUCAUCGUUGAUUCAAUUGGCCGCUUCUCAAAAGUCCUCUUCUCUUGGCGUUCCCCAAUCCACCGAAGACAAAGAGAUACAACGUAGGCAGGACGAGAUUAAAAGAAAGCAAAUCGAGUUCGAUGAAACUUUGAAAAGGAAGGAAGAAGAGGCUAAACACCAGCAAAUAUAUCAACAGCAGCAGCAGCACCACCACCACCAUCACCACCACCAGUAUUUACAACAGACCCAACCUCAUCUUAAGAAUCAGCAAGUAUUACAUCCCAGUAUGUUGCGGCUAGAGAACUUGGUUAUCAAUGGACCGAGUACACCUUCAAAUCAAAGUGGUAACAAUGACGCACCUCUGCCACCGGAACGGGGUUCUAGUUACGCGGUGAUGUCGCAACAGGGUGCACUCAGAUCGAAUACCGUAAAUGCAUCCAAUAUGAUGCCGUUGACCCAUUCUCAACAGUCGACGUCCAUUAAGAGAGUCUCGUUUCACGACUCGAAUGCAAACGCAGCGGAAUCUAUGCAACGGAAUGUUUCGACUGGAAAUUUGAGCACGCCUCCAUCUACAACCAUGGAUAUUAUUUCGGAAGAUCCAAAUAAUUUUAUUAACGAUGCGGAAAGUUUAUUGGCAUCUCCGAAGACGCCGGAAGGAUCCAGUAUGUCGAUUACCGGCAGCACACCUGGCGUGAUAGGUGCUCAGGAAGUUUACAAGGAUCCCAGACAAAGACGACUGGCUGAAAAGCAAAAAUUGCAACAGAAUUCUCAAAUUGGGUCGGUACCUGAGAAGCUCAGCUUUAAAGAAAAAAUGAAAAUGUUUGCAAUGGAAACAGGUGAGGAUGGAACUCCUCGGGAUAAAGUGAAGAUUUCACGCGCCCAACGCGAAAUCGAUAACAUAGGUAAUCCUACCACUCUAAACAGUAAUAACAGUAGCGGCAACACUAACAACAAUAACAACACCGGCAGCAAUACUUCCAUCAACAACAACAACAACAAUAGGAAUUAAGACUGAAAGCCUAAAUCAAUCUCCUUCGUAAUCUCGUAGUAUCGUUACCGACCCGAAUAGACGAGGUCGCGGGUAAAAAAUCAUUCCCAACCGACGUUUGCAAAGUUUCUGGUCAAAGCUAUGUGCCGAGAAAGAACGCAAGCGUAAAACGAUUAGCGACAAGAAUUAUUUAAGGCGAACGUAUUCUUACCGUCGAAUUAUUUCUUGUCUUUGUGGUAGUUGACGUUCGAUGUUUUCGAUUCAUCGUCUUGUUCUCUUGGGCCAAUUUAACGUUAACGUUGAAAUUUUUACACGCAACGAACAUAGCUUACGAGAAAUGCCGCUCCGGAACUCGGAACUUUUACGUUAACUUUACCGAGACAGCAUACGAUAAAGAUUAUAUUUUAUGAAUGUACAUAGAUGGUAUUAGUUUAAUUUUUAGAACUAUUUUUUGUUAUUUACAAUGUUGUUUCAUAUUUAUAUUUGAUAUCGCACGUAUCGUACCGAGUACGGAGUGUCUCGAUGUCACGCGUAUGCACGUUUUCGUUAUUCAGCCGAACGACACGAAAAGCUUUUAUGCGAAUCGUUCGAUAGAACGUGCGCGCGCGCGAACUAAUCAAACAGGCAGCUUUAACGUAAGACUAUACAAGUAGAAAAAAAUGAUACACGUCCAGUCUAAGGCAGUUUAACAAUUUGCGACUACGAUCGACUGUUGCGCGUCGUAGGUCUAACGCGUCAAUAGUUGUCCAACUUUCACGCUCGUUCCAUUCCGUUCCAGUUAAGUUGAUUCUAUCGGUAGUCAAACGUCGUUUUAUUCCAUGUCUAUUCUUAUCGACGGCUUAUCGAUGACUAACCGGGUAAUUAGUUUUCUUAAGGAAUUCGAAGGAAGAACAUAAAAUGUUUCGAUAUUAAUUGAAAAAAAUAAGACAUACUUAAACCUCGCGAUGCGCGCGAUGAGGUAACAGCGUAGUUGUUAUGUUUUUCCAGCAGCUUUUUUUCCGUCGCAUUGGUCUUGUUAAUAUGCGGAGCAAAAGCGGACGAUUGUGACACGUGUAGCAAAAGUAUCCUCUCUGUUGUCUAUAACGAGCAUAUGGUAUACCUGCACUAUAUUUUUUCUAAUGUACUUGACGUUCCGUCGAAACGAAAUCGAGUUCGUUGGCGACACGAUUAGAGUACUCUGCGACUGUAAACCUUAUUAUCAAGUAUUGUCACGAUCUAAUAUCCUAUACAUUAUCGAUUAUAUUUUUAAAGAUUACAUAUUUUUUAAUUAUUGUAAAAGAAGUACGAUGCGAAUGAGAAAUACAAGCGUCCCUUGUAAUUCCGAAAGCGGUGGAAAAGCUAUGCUAGACGAAUUUAAAGUUAUUCGUCCAUUGUAUUUCGGCGGUAUGUAUGUAUGGGUGUGUCUGUAAACGCAACGAAAAUUUUGCGUCACAUGGACUAGAAGCGGUAACGAAGUCUUUGAACGAGAUGUAACGUAAAGGGAACAAUCUUUAUUAGAAAAUCAAAAGUGUAUUUGGUUUAGCGUACAUAGAGGAAAAGAAGUAUUCGUACACCCUUUGGUAAAUUCGUAAAAGUAGUAAUAAAUAAAUGCAGCUCGUGUAUCGUCCAUUAGCGAUUAGAGUCGAAGCGUUGGUCGAUCUCCUAGGAGAGACUAAACGAAACGAUCGGUCUUUGGUUUCGUAUACGUCCAUUCUGUGGUCGAACGAGGAAUCUUUUAAAUCGUCGUUAUUAAAAAUUGUAUAUUUUCUAUGUAGAUAUAGUUACCGAAUGAUUCUAACAUCUGUAUAAAAUAUAACGAGCGAAUAAAUUUAAUUUGUCUAGUGUGCAA